Molecule: messenger RNA, 228 nt
Organism: Colletotrichum destructivum
Lineage: Eukaryota; Fungi; Ascomycota; Sordariomycetes; Glomerellales; Glomerellaceae
Exons: 2
Coding region: 1-228 (75 amino acids)
Source: RefSeq, a predicted model, not a curated record
AUGAGCCAAUUUACCCAAACACGGGUGCGCAGAAGAGGGGUUUGCAUAUCCGUACAUGUGUCCACUCCCUACGCCGCUCUCUCGCAGCGAAGUCGGCGGCUGGCAUCCGGUAUCAUUCGAUGCGGACGCGGGGUAAGAUUCAGUGGGCAGCAGUUGUUUUCUUGCUUGACAAUUUUCUUUUCCGCCAUGUUGCGACCGAGGUCCGGUUCCUGGGCGGCGAACUGCUGA